CCUCAGGGCUGGGGCUCCAAGCUACAGCAAAUGUCCAACAGCAGCUCCAUCAGGCACUUCCUCCUGCUGGCAUUGGCAGACACGCGGCAGCUGCAGCUCCUGCACUUCUGCCUCUUCCUGGGCAUCUCCCUGGCUGCCCUCCUGGCCAACGGCCUCAUCAUCAGCGCCGUAGCCUGCGGCCACCACCUGCACACCCCCAUGUUCUUCUUCCUGCUCAACCUGGCCCUCACUGACCUGGGCUCCAUCUGCACCACUGUCCCCAAAGCCAUGCACAAUUCCCUCUGGCACACCAACAACAUCUCCUACUCUGCAUGUGCUGCUCAGGUGUUUUUCUUUUUGUUCUUCAUUUCAGCAGAGUUUUCCCUCCUGACCAUCAUGUGCUACGACCGCUACGUGUCCAUCUGCAAACCCCUGCACUAUGGGACCCUCCUGGGCAGCAGAGCUUGUGCCCACAUGGCAGCAGCUGCCUGGGCCAGUGCCUUUCUCAAUGCUCUGCUGCACACAGCCAAUACAUUUUCCCUGCCCCUGUGCCAUGGCAAUGCCCUGGGCCAGUUCUUCUGUGAAAUCCCACAGAUCCUCAAACUCUCCUGCUCACACUCCUACCUCAGGGAACUUGGGCUUCUUGCUGUUAGUGCCUGUUUGGUAUUUGGUUGUUUUGUGUUCAUUGUUUUCUCCUAUGUGCAGAUCUUCAGGGCUGUGCUGAGGAUCCCCUCUGAGCAGGGAAGGCACAAAGCCUUUUCCACCUGCCUCCCUCACCUGGCUGUGAUCUCCCUUUUCCUCAGCACUGCAAUGUUUGCCUACUUGAAGCCCUCCUCCAUCUCCUCCCCAUCCCUGGAUCUGUCCCUGUCAGUUCUGUACUCAGUGGUGCCUCCAGCUCUGAACCCCCUCAUCUACAGCCUGAGGAACCAGGAGCUCAAGGAUGCCCUGAGGAAACUGAUGAUUGGAUCAAAUCAGAAAUAA
Molecule: messenger RNA, 960 nt
Organism: Cinclus cinclus
Lineage: Eukaryota; Metazoa; Chordata; Aves; Passeriformes; Cinclidae
Product: olfactory receptor 14J1-like
Exons: 2
Coding region: 31-960 (309 amino acids)
Biological process (GO): G protein-coupled receptor signaling pathway
Cellular component (GO): membrane
Molecular function (GO): G protein-coupled receptor activity; olfactory receptor activity
Source: RefSeq, a predicted model, not a curated record